GGACAAUCGGGGUCGCUGCGCGUGAAGUGUGCCGCGGGAGAUUGCAGCUAAGAGGUAGCGCUCCUGUUGAUACGUAAUUCAUCCGCGCCGAUCGCUUGGCAUCGCUGCGACUAGCUAGCACACGCUGCAAGGCUCCCAUCCCAACACAGCAGUGCUCUCCCGACGCCGCCGCGCAAGGCGCAACGCAACGAGAGAGGAUGAUGAUGGACGACAGCGACGACGAGUUCGUCCCCGACGACGACGUGCCCAUGCGCCAGGCGAAGCCGCGGCCCGCCCCCAAAAAGAAGCCCGCGGCCGCCCCAAAAGGAAGGAAGAAGAAGGACCUCCCGAAGCUGACGCUCGGCCGCAUCACGAAGAUCGGCGGCAGCGCCCCGCCGCCCGUCCCGCCCCCAAAGCCGAAGGCGAAGGCGCGCGCCGCCAAAGCGGAACCGCCGCGAGCCCCCGCGACCCUCAAGGAGAUCUACCCCCACUGCGUCACCACCGAAAACACGAACAAGCGCUUCUUCAAAGAAUGUACACAUUUCGAGGGCCACCACCGUUUGACUGUGUCCUGCGUCGCGACGUUCGACAACCCCGCGACGCACACCCCAUUGGUCGUCACGGGAUCCGAUGAUGGCUUGGUGCUGGUCUGGGAGCCGCGCAACGGCCAGUGCAUCGUCGUGCUGGCUGGGCACCGGGGCUGGGUGCGGUGCUUGUGUACGUACCUCGACCCGCACCACGGCGCGGCGUACGGCGGAUUUCCCAGGAUCGCGUCCGGCUCCUUCGACAAGAGCGUGAAGAUCUGGGAUCCCCUCGUGGGCGGCGCCCCGAUCUACACGAUUGACUUGCCGGCGAUGGCUACUGGACUACUUGUAUAUGUCUACGACAAGCAGGCCUAUUUAUGUCUGGCGACGGGCGGCCGCAACGAGGGCGAGACGACGCUGCGGAUACGGACCAUGUCCAAGGAGGCGGUCAUCGGCCCGCCGAAGCCCAAUGCACCACCUCCUCCGAAAAACACGACGACGAUGCUCACCGGACACACGGACAUGGUCUACGGCAUGGCGACGUUCCACGACCGCGGCAGGCCCCGGUUGGUGACGGGGUCGCACGACAACCUCGUCAAGGUCUGGGACUUCCUGACGGGGAAAGAACUCUUGACGUUGCGGGGCCACGUCGAGGGCGUCAACUGCGUCGCCGCGGCCCAGAACGGCAAUAAGCCGCUCGUGGCGUCGGGCGCCUACGACUGCAGCGUCGGGGUGUGGGACCCCAUCAAAGGCGGCGGGCCCCUGCUCGUGCUGAUGAACCCGGGGGCCGUCGUGACGGCCGUGGCCUUUUUCGCGUGCCCGAAGACGGGCAAGUGCCUGCUGGCCUCGGGCCAGUCGGACCGGACGCUGCGCGUCUGGGACGCGUUGAAAGGAGGCGACUACCUGCAGCAGGACGUCCUGCCCGACAAGAUCCGGGCCAUCGCGCCGUCGUUCGACGGCGUCCACCUGGCCGUGUCGCUCGGGAUGAUGUACGAGCCUGAAAGAGCUGCGGUAGGCUGUUGGCUAAGCGCGUGAGUAGUAUUUUGGGCAGCG
Molecule: messenger RNA, 1556 nt
Organism: Pelagomonas calceolata
Lineage: Eukaryota; Pelagophyceae; Pelagomonadales; Pelagomonadaceae
Source: the annotation of a GenBank genome assembly